CUCGCAGCGCGCCGAAUAAGCGUUCCAUAUAAACAUAAAUAGUUGGGGGUGCGAUAAAUUGUAAUAACUUUGUGAUCGUAAUUUAUUUGGAUGUUUCAAAAUUUACUUUGGGAAUAAGUUGUAAGCGUAAGGGAAUGCUGUGCCGAUUUCAGCAGUGUGGAACAGAGACAUAUGUAUUAACAUCGAAAUCCGAACAAUGAGUAAUAUCCAAGCUGAAGUCCUACUGGACGAUGAUAUCUAUUCUGGCUACAAUGAGUACCCAUCGGCUCUUAGCACAAAAGAUCUCGAGCAAGAUGAAAUUAUUCAAGAAGCACUUCGAUCAACUUAUGCAAAAAGACCAAUUACAACAGCGAAGCCUCCCACAGCAAUGCGUCUUGGUACAUCAUCAGGUUAUCGUGAGGGAACCAGCCUAAACUUUCGUCCAGUGACCAGUACACAGGAUGGGGUGAACAGACCAAUGACAGCAGUGAGGGGUGCUGGAUAUACUUCUCAGCGACAGACUCAGCUGUUUGAUCCACUUAAUCAAGCAGCCAGCUCCCCUUCAGCACAGUUGGAAAUGAAAAAAGAAGACACGCCAGAGGAAAAAGCAAAGAAACUUGAAAGAACUAUAGCAGUACUGAUUGAAGAGUCUUGCAUUGCCAACAAUCGUGGUGAGCUACGGCUUGCACUAGAUAAAGCCAAAGAAGCAUCCAGUAAAGAACAGCAUCUCAUUCGUAUGCUUGAUCAACAAGGAUUAAGUGAUAGCCACAAUCUUGAUUUGACAUUUGGUGUUCUUUUCAACUUGGCAAAUCAGUAUGCUGCAAAUGAAAUGUACACUGAAGCUUUGAAUACAUAUCAAAUUAUUACAAAAAACAGAAUGUUUCACAAUGCAAAUCGUCUAAAAGUAAAUAUGGGCAAUAUAUACUUCAAGUUAGGGCAGUAUUCUAAAGCUGUUAAGAUGUAUCACAUGGCACUGGACCAAGUUCCAAAUACUUACAAAGAGUUAAGAAUUAAGAUCAUGCACAACAUUGGCAUAUUAUUUGUGAAAAUGGGGCAAUUUACUGAUGCAUGCUCAAGUUUUGAAUUCAUUAUGCAAGAAAAACCAGAUUUUGUAACAGGACUCCACAUCAUUCUCUGUUACUAUGCCCUUGGUGACAAAGAGAAGAUGAAAAGAAGCUUCCAAUCAAUGCUUGAAGUUCCUCUAAAUAUUGAUGAAGAGAAGUACAGUGCACUGAAGGAUGAUCCAGGAUCCACAUUAAUCUUAGAAGUUAUUAAGAAUGACAGUUUACAUAAGAUAGAACAGAAGAUGAAGAACGAUGCUGAGAGGAGUAUCCUUACUGCAGCAAAACUAAUAGCACCUGUUAUUGAGGAUACCUUCAGUGCUGGUUAUUCCUGGUGUGUUGACACAAUCAAAGCCUCAAAUUACGGAGCUCUCUCAUAUGAUCUUGAAAUUAACAAGGCUGUAAUGUUUCUGAAGCAGAAGGAAAUUUCCCAAGCCAUUGAAACUUUAAAAGGAUUUGAAAAAAAAGACACCAAAGUUGCAAGUACAGCUUCAACAAAUCUGGCUUUUAUUUAUUAUCUUCAAGGUGAUGUUGAACUGGCUGAGAAAUGUGCUGAAAAAGCUCGUGAAGCUGACAGCUAUAAUUCUGCUGCGUUUGUAAAUCUUGGGAAUUGUAGCUUGUCCAAAGGAGAUGCAGAUACUGCAAAGGAGCUCUACAUAUGUGCUCUUGAAAAUGAUGCAUCAUGUGUGGAAGCUCUUUACAAUCUUGGUUUGGUAAACAAGCAAUUAGGAUUGUAUGAUGAAGCUCUGGAAUGCUUUUUCAAACUUCAGACAAUUGUGAAGCAUCAUCCACAAGUUCUUUAUCAGCUAGCCAAUCUCCAUGAACUUGUUGGUGAUGUCGAUCAGGCAACUGAAUGGUAUCUACAACUUAUUGGCAUUGUGCCCACUGAUCCAGGUGUCUUGCAAAAAAUGGGAGAAAUGUAUGACAAUGAAGGGGAUAAACAGCAAGCCUUUCAAUAUCAUUUUGAUUCAUAUCGUUAUUAUCCAUCAAAUUUUGAAGUUAUCGAUUGGCUUGGAUCAUACUCAGUUGAAAUGCAAGUUGCAGAGAAAGCCAUAAAUUACUUUGAACGAGCAGCACUGAUGCAGCCAGAUGAAGUAAAGUGGCAGUUGAUGGUAGCCUCAUGCCAUAGACGGAGUGGAAACUACCAUCAAGCUCUAAAUUUGUACAAGGAAAUUCACCACAGAUUUCCAGAUAAUAUAGAAUGUCUGAAGUUUUUGAUCAGACUAUGCAGUGAUCUUGGAUUGAAAGAAGCUUCUAAUUAUGCUGUGGAACUAAAGAAGCUAGAAGCAUCUAAAGCUGCACGGGAAAGAAUAGGAAGCAGUAGACCAGGAUCCCGUAGAGGUGGAAGUGGUCUGUCAUCACGGGGGGGAUCAGCUGCUGGGAGCUUCAGCCCACAAGGAGGACGUGGCUCUCCUGUGUCAGCAGUCGGUCAGCGGACUGGAGGCAGGGUCGCUUCAGGUUCAGGCUCUGCAUCAGGAUCGGGUAGCAGCAGCAGGGCAAGCAAGGCCUCAUUGCUAGAGUCUACCACAGAUGAACCUUAUUUGCCCAGUCAGCGCCAUAUUGAUGCCAGUUACAGUGAUCCAUUGGGACCACUUACAGAAAGACCACGGACAUCAGCUGGACGCAAACCUUCACAAGAUGAUGAGUUUGCUGAUGAGGAACUUGGGGAUGACCUACUCCCAGAAUAAAUAUUUCUUUAUUGUUAUAGAUAUUCAAGGCCUAAGGCAUAAUAUUUACUUUUCUCAUUUGUGUGGCACAACAUAUGUUGCAAAAUAAUCAUUGGUAAAAAGUCAGUGAUGUAAGAAUACAGAUAUCACAGUUCAGCAGAGACUGUAUGAGAAUUAAGAAAAUUCCAUGCACUGUUCUCUCUUACGUGAAUACAUUUUAAAUCUUAUGACUUCAUGAGUUUCUGCUUAUAUGUUACAGUCAGUGACAAUUCCGUCCACAGAUCUCACUUAUUAAAGAUGCACUGCCUUUAGUUUAUUUUAAAUAUAACUUUUGUACCUACAGUUACUAUAAUGCAAGAAUAUUACAUGUUUCAUACAAUGUGCUUCUAGUCAUUAAUACUAGCACAAAUGUAACGAAACCUGUGGAUAGACCAUACCUUAUCCUCUCGUCAGAAAGAAAUUGUCUCUGUAAUUAAGAGGUGCUAAUCUCAUGUGUGAUAGUACCUAUUCAUUUUGUGUAUUUAUUAAAGUAGUAAUUCACAAACAAUA
Schistocerca gregaria is the source of this 3256-nucleotide messenger RNA. RefSeq names its product intraflagellar transport protein 88 homolog (gene nompB). The transcript has 17 exons. Gene Ontology annotation, cellular component: ciliary basal body; non-motile cilium; centriole. Lineage: Eukaryota; Metazoa; Arthropoda; Insecta; Orthoptera; Acrididae. The record is from RefSeq and is a predicted model, not a curated record. Gene Ontology annotation, molecular function: kinesin binding. Gene Ontology annotation, biological process: intraciliary transport; non-motile cilium assembly. The coding region runs from base 197 to 2728 and encodes 843 amino acids.